GCGGGGGAUUGGGGUGCUUUUAACAUCGCGUAGGUCACACAUGCCAACGUUGCCGGUCAUCGCUUACGCGGUAGCAUGAAAGGCGACGCUUCAAAAACACCAAUGUCAUUACAUGGAGUGAUUCUUAGCCGUAUAGUGGGUCCCCCUUUCUCUCGAGGAGGUUUGAAGGCGAGCAUUUUGAGUGACUGCACACCCAACCCGUAUCCCCCCCCACACACCCCCCUUGAGAGUUGGUGAGGUUUCCACGUUGAGUUGUGCUGCGGGCAAAGUCCAAAGAAUAGUGGUGCCUCCUUAAGGCAGCGUUGAAGGUUAUGGGGCAUGUGAUAAUGCAGUCAUAAAGCCGGUACAGUACUGUAUUUUCCCCGCUGCUGAUGCUGCUGUUGUUGAAACGCUAGAGUGAAUCUCACACACACACACCAUAUGGCUGCUUGAGCAACUGUGGUGAGGGCUUUUUUUGGGGCUCCCAGGAGGGAAACAUCAAUGUGGACCUCUCCGUGGUCACUUUUAAAUUUGGAGCAUCAUCACAGAAGGGUCCAUCCAGGCUGUAGACGCCCGUGAUUGACACUUAAGACUGCCCUCUUGUGCCCCUUAUUAAUCUUGAAUUGCACUCUGUAGUAUAAUGUUUUAAUAACAUAUAGUACUAUACACUUUAUUAAUAAACAGAUCGGUGAAAGGCCUCCCCAUAACAUCCUGGUGAAGGGUCGGGAGGGGACCCAGAACUGGUUCAGAUACGAUUUGCCACUGACUUUAGCCAUGGCUGGAAAUCAAACUCAGGUUGAUGGGUUAGGAGCAAAGUGUGCAACCACUGUGACCUUUGAGAGUCAGGUUUACUAGUUUAUAUGCCAAAGGGAAAGAUUAGGAAACUAUUCAGCCAAUAAUGCCUUUCAAGGUCAGUAUGUUCUGCUUCCAGGUGUACACCACAAGAAACCACCAAUGGGUUUUUGCUCUUAGCAGUCAUCAUAAAGCAAGCCAUUGCUGGUAAUACAAAUUCCAUAGCAUGUGGCGAUGCCUGGAUGCCACAGGCAAGAGGCAACAUGAACUCUGCAGCCCACAUUGGUAAGAAACAGGUUAUAGGAAGAGUGCGGCAGCUAUUUACAAAUAUUGUACACAUUAAUGCCAACCCAACCUUAAUAUAAACCCACUUUAGACUAUGUUUAGGUGAUGUAGAGGUACAUGUACAGCCCUUUUGGUGAUCCACUUCUAAAUGAGGGCCUUCCUAUGUUGUCCGGGUCGUGGGGGUUCUGACCAAACUUCACCCUGUUGGUGAAGGCCCAGGGACAUAAUGUGUUGGCAUAGCAGUACAGCCCACAAUGUAGCCCCAGAGCCUAUAACACUUGUUAUGCAUGGUGGUCGCCCAUACAAGCACGAUCAAGGCUCAGAUCUGCUUAGUUUCCACGAAUUGAUGAGAUCGGGGCUUUUCAGGUAAUUUUGGUCGUAUAAUUACAUUAAUAAUUGCAGUUUAAUGCUACAGGUUCAGCCCUUAGCUGGACCCUUUCGGCAAACCCCUUACAUGAACGAUUAGAACCAACUGCUGAUCGUAUUGCUAUUAUUAAAAGCAGCAUCAACCAGAGGGCUGGUAGGUUAUUUCCAUUGAUCCCCCAUUCGAGCGGAUGCAAAGAUUGUUUAAUUGAUAAUAUCUCUUGGUAACCUGUUGGCAAGUUUUGUGGUUGACUGCUACAAUGCCAAGCUAUUUUAGUAGUGCAAUAUACAGUGCUUUUAGCUUACCCAACAGCAUUGUCAGUGCUGUUUAUUUUACGUCACCCAGUCAUUGUCACUUAAUGGUAAUAAUUAUAUUACUUGUUGGACAUUCUUGGGUAAAAUUCCUCCAUUGUUAAUCAUGACCACUGGAUAUUAUACUUCCAAGUGACGUAUGCUGCCAAAGCCCACUUCAUUUUUUCGUGUAAAUUUGGUGUCUGUAAACAUACGUAUUAUGUUUAAUCCAUCAUACACAUUUUUUCCUCCUUGCUUCGAUUUACACACUUUUGGGCUUAUUCCAUAAACUCAAUAUCAAUGUCCAAGUUCAAGUCCAUAUAUCACGGCAUGGUAAUAAUACUGUACCUGUAUUACAGUUCUUUAGAUCGCUUGCUUUUCACUAUUAAUGUCAGUUUUCCAAAAUAAAUCUGGUUUGUUGGCUUAGGAGAAUGAGUGGAUUUCAGUCUGAAGGUUUCGAGUUCAAAUCCUGGUUGGGGGUUGACUCAGCCCAUCAUCCCUCUGGGGUCGAUAAAAUGAAUGCCACUUUGCUGGGAAGUCAAGAGUGGUUGUCCUAUGGCUAGACUUGCCCCCUGCCAUAAGAAUGGGGAAUUUCCAUCACUGGCUCAGGUUUGUGAAAAGGACAUGAACACCGUCUCAAUGGUCAUUGAGCAGGAAAUCACUGACCUUUGAAUAUUCUCUCUAUAUGUCAUGUUUUUAGCAUCUAAAACGUGUACAUAAGGGUCCAAAGCUCUUAUACAUUUGUUUGGGACCAUCCAGAGGUUGUAAUGCAAUUACUGUAAUUUCAAUAAUUGAUUUUUGUCAUGUUUUUACUUUUUGUUUUGUGGGAGUUUUCUUGACCAUACUUCAUGGUGGUCAGUGUGGAUUGGUGAAGAUGGGUAUCCAGGAAUUAUUUAGGUACCACUCGCCACUGAUGUUAGCUGUGACUUGAAAUUUAACUUGGGUUGCCGGUUUCAUCGGGCAGUGUGUUACCCACUGCACCACUGCUCUCCCGCUCACGUCACAGCAUAUUAUUAUCAUCAUCAGACAUUGUCAAUCCACUGCUGGAUGAAGGCCUUCCCAACCCACCACCAUAUAUUGCGAUCCUGUGAUGGAAUAAUCCACGAGCUAUUUUCAUUGCCCCAUAUCCUUGGCGGACAUCCUCUCAAAUGUAUUCCAUUCGUUGGCUGCCACUCAUUCAUUCUUCACUAUCGGCCAUCAUCCCUUCUCGCACCAUGUACUGCCCAAACCAACUAACAUUUCUUAACAAUUUCAAUUAUCUUUAAAACUGCGUAUGACCUCUAAUCCAAAUGUUUCUUGUUAUGUCUCUCAGCGUUCUUCCAAGUAUGCUUCUAUGUGCACUUUUAUUUUUUUGUUCCAUUUUUUUGUGGUUAUGACCAUGUUUCUGAGCCAUAUGUGUCAUAGGACAUUGUACGCCGUGAAUAAAAACUUUCUUCGUUCGGGACGUUGGUAUGUUCCUUUUCAUUUUCAAAUUCAGCUUCCCAACAAGCACUAAAACCUGCACUCUGUACGCCUUAUUAUUUCAUCAUCACUAUAUACCAUGCUAAGGUGAUUAUUAUUAGAUUUUUAUAGUUCUCGAUGCCAGUAACAUUUUGUUGCUCUAGGAUUUUGCAUAAGCCUUACCAGAUGUCUCACUGGCUGAAUGGAGAUAUAUUACAUAAACUGUAAUCGGCUUCAUUAUUGGAUAAUUUAAAUUGAUUUUAAGAAUUUAUAUAUACUGUAUUUGAAUACACUUUGUACUCUGCCCUUGGACCUAUUUUUGGAAAAGGAUAUACAGAAGGUGGAGGUACUGAAACCAGAUGCAAUUUUUCUUGCGUUGAGUAAUAGGAAGCGGGAAUUGAAAGUGUGCGGCUGCUCCUGCACUGUGGUUUAGGGUAGUUGGGGUUAAUUUCACAUUAAUUUCCAGUAAAGUCUCUGUUAAAUUGUAGUUCCGAGAUCAUUCCUAUGUUGGAUUUCCAAUUAUCAACCUAAAAAAUGCACUUCCAUCUUAGGUUACAUUUGUGUGUAUGUAUGCUGAACUUCUUUCCCACCGUACGAAGCCAACCGUGCUAAUCGGUGUACAACAUUUGUUGUACUUAAAGAUACUUCUUCUACAGUAUUGCAAAGCAAAUAAAAGUGAUUUUACACGCUCAGAACUUAAAACAGCCACAGCAUCCUGUAUGAAGCUCUGUGAUGUUUUUACAUUACUUUGUCAUUUUCUGACGACACGUGGUUAAAUGUACAUUUGAUUAAUUUAAUUAUGUGGAGUGCCAAGGCAGUUUCCAUGAGGGAAUGUUAUAAGGUGUUUUACAAUGCAUUGAUUAAUCAAUUAAAAUUGAUUAUUACAUUAACAAUACAUGCAAUAAAUCAGAUAUGUAAAAAUAAGUUAUUUUUGAUUCAAGUAUGCUGAAUUAAAUUGGUUUACAUCGCCCCCGCAGCCACACCAGAGACACUACCAUCGUAGAUUGCCACUUAUUUUCUUGGGUGCGCUGCCUCAUCUAUUUUGAUUAGGGUAGUUCCACUUGACAACUUAAUGGGUUUGUUCACAAAUACUCCUACCUCCGCCCACACGCAAUAAAAAAAGAACUGAGACAAAUUACUUGAAGCAAUUUGUCAUUUUUAUUCAUAAUAUAACUCGAAGAUGCAUGUUUAUACCAAACAGUGCGAGUGUGAAUCGGUGUAAAACGUUAAAUUGUAGACCGGGAAGAGCCCAUUGUGCCUGUAUUGUGUUGAAAUAAAAGUAGUUUGAUUGCGAGAAAAGCUAAUUAAUUGACGUGGCGGUGGUGCUGUUACCGGGAUCACCCUGAAAAUAUGUUUUUACAAUAAAACUCAAGUUUCCUGCAGGGUGAUAUUUUUUAAUUGUGGAAAAAAAUAAUGUCCUCACUGGGGCUGUAAGAGGGCAGCCACGUGAGCACAGUGCCAGGAGGAAGUGUGGCCACACCGCAUCUGCCCUUAAAAGGGCCGAUCGCCCCUCUCAGGGAAGCCCCAGUGGCUGAUGGGAAAUGUGGUGAGAACCAUGCGUGUUUCGCCCGAUUUCCCCCUUUUUGCUGCUGCACGACGGUGUGCCGAUAAAACUCGUCACCUCUUGGCGAAAAGGUUAUCCGAGUGGUCAUUGAGCAAAUUGUUCAAUUCGAAUGAGCCCGAAGCGUUGAACAGGACCUCCACAUUUUUAAGCAUUCGGGUGAUCGCAAUAUGGGCAACUUACUUAAAGUACUGACGUGCACUGACCUGGAACAGGGACCAAACUUCUUCCUCGACUUUGAAAAUGCACAGCCGACUGACAAUGAGCAGCAGACUUGGAUGUCGGUGGGGUCGGUGCUGCAGGGCACACGGAGCGUGCUGUCUGAGCUGCAGGAGUACUGCGGCGCUGGCAACGAGAUACGAGAGGCGAUUUCCAACCCUGGGAAUGAGAUCUUCCAGGAGAAGGCGUGGAACGCCGUGUGCCCCCUCGUAUCCAAACUCAAACGCUUCUUCGAGUUCUCCCAGCGCCUCGACCGCGCUCUGCAGAGCCUCCUGGUGGCGCUCACUUGCCCGCCGCUCACGUCCAUGCAGCAUCUGGAGCGGGAGCAGGCACUCGCUAAGCAGUUUGCAGAGAUCCUGCACUUCACACUGCAGUUCGACGAGCUCAAGAUGACCAACCCGGCCAUACAGAACGACUUCAGCUACUACAGACGGACGCUGAGCCGCAUGCGCAUCAACAACAUGGGUUCCGAUGUGGAGAUGGAGGUGAAUAACGAGAUGGCGAACCGCAUGUCCCUGUUCUACGCGGAAGCCACGCCAAUGCUGAAAACGCUGAGCGAUGGCACCACACGGUUUGUGCAGGAGCACAAGUCACUUCCCCUGGAAAAUACGACAGACUGCUUAAGCACCAUGGCCAGGGUGUGCAAAGUCAUGCUGGAGACACCGGAGUACAGGAAGCGCUUUGCGAGCGAAGAGACGGUGUUUUUCUGUUUGCGCGUUAUGGUGGGCGUCAUCAUACUCUACGACCACGUGCACCCUGUGGGCGCCUUCGCCAAAUCUUCCAAAAUCGACAUGAAAGGCUGCAUCAAGGUGUUAAAGGACCAGCCAGCCAAUAGCGUGGAGGGUCUGCUGAACGCGCUCAGGUACAACACCAAGCAUUUAAAUGAAGAGACCACCUCCAAGCAGAUUAAGGCUAUGCUGCAGCAGUGAGAGCGUGAGCCCCGAACCGGGCGUCUCGGACGCGCUGCCGCGUGACAUCGCUGCCAUUGUCUUUCUAGCCGGCAGGUCCAUCUCUUUGUCUCGCCGUCGGCUCUCGUUAACACGUACGCGCUUCGCUGUGCGUACAGGUUGUUGCAAAACGUGCGCCGCACUAUUUAAAUGUCACCAAGAGGUACUCGUCGAAGUGUUUUUAUUUUAUUAUUUUGUUCCAUCAGUGUGAUUAUCAGUGUGGACCUGUACUCCAACCAAAUGAUAAAAUUGUACUGUCCUAGGUUUUACAAACUUUGCAUGGCAAUUGUAACACAGUCGAUGGAAUUGUAGGGUUUGAGAGCAGUUUGGAGUUGAUUCUAAUAGCCAUGAUUUGGAAGACUUGGGCUAAGGAAACAAUUUGCUGAUUGUGUUGAGAGUUCGUUUUAUUCAUAGCAUGAUAGUGGAUUUCUUUGUAUGUGUAUAUAUUUGUUAGCAUUUAAUUCCAAGUACAUACCAGCAAGAAUUUGUCCAUUUGCACUUGUAUAUAAGAAUGCUGCCUCUUACCAAAGUGACCCUUUUUUAAAUGCUAUUGCAUACAUAUAUAACUGAUGAGCUAAUUUGCGCCUGCGACAAGGUUUUUUUUAACAAUGUGAUGCUCUUAAGAGCUUUUGCUUGCCGACCAUGCCAAAUUGAAUGCAUCUUCAAUAACGAACGUUAAUAGAGUCUGCGACAUGCUUCAUUAAUGACCGAAGAAUUUUAUUGCGAUGGAUACGCUAAAAUACUUUUUGGGGUGACCUUGGGAGAACAAUCUCAAUUAAGGCCACCUGGUGGCAGCUGAUGAGAAUUAAACGGUGCGUUUCAGGAAUUGUUUUUUUUUAUCGGGCAACAAGAAUCAUGGUUGUAUCACAAAGCUAAUAUCAAGGUUAGUGUUGGCCCAUAUUUAAAACGUAAGGGUGCAGGUUACAAUAUUAUAUCUGCUGGCUAAAAAAUUAUAUUAUUUUUUUAUAAACAUUUCUGUCUUAUCCUAGUUGACCCUAAGCUUGAAUGGUCAAAAGAGCCAACAUCAGCUCCCGUAAUUAAUGUUAAGUAUUCAUGGCAAUGGCUGAUUCAGUUUUUUCAAAGUAUGCUCGUGAUUUAAAUGCAAUCUCAUAUUUUCCAUCUGGAGACGUCAAUCAUCUCAGCGUGUUAUGCUUUUGGUGUUAAAGAGUGGUAAAUUAAAAAAAA
This is a messenger RNA of Petromyzon marinus (sea lamprey), 7062 nucleotides long. RefSeq names its product CYFIP-related Rac1 interactor B-like. The record is from RefSeq and is a predicted model, not a curated record. NCBI's taxonomy places the organism in Eukaryota, Metazoa, Chordata, Hyperoartia, Petromyzontiformes, Petromyzontidae. Gene Ontology annotation, molecular function: small GTPase binding. Gene Ontology annotation, biological process: regulation of actin filament polymerization.